Hippoglossus stenolepis (Pacific halibut) is the source of this 742-nucleotide messenger RNA. RefSeq names its product mucin-5AC-like. The record is from RefSeq and is a predicted model, not a curated record. Gene Ontology annotation, cellular component: extracellular matrix. NCBI's taxonomy places the organism in Eukaryota, Metazoa, Chordata, Actinopteri, Pleuronectiformes, Pleuronectidae. The coding region runs from base 1 to 735 and encodes 244 amino acids. The transcript has 6 exons.
AUGGCCACUAAACCACAUUUGAUGAUAAGAGGUUUUGACUUCCAGUGGACAGUGUGGAUACCCACACUCCUCAGAGACUUCUGUGGUACUGGUCAGAGCAACGGAAGCUUCAGAAUCAUCACUGAGAAUGUUCCAUGUGGAACCACAGGAACUACCUGUUCCAAGACCAUCAAGAUCUUCCUGGGGGAUAAUGAAUUCCAACUUAAAGAUGAGAACUUCCAGGUGAUAAAGGGCAGCAGCAAAGUGUUCCCUGCUCAGAUACAAGAUGGUGUUUACCUAGUGGUAGCGAUCAAGGCAGGACUCGUGCUCAUGGUUUCCUCCAGCUGCCCCAGCGCCCAACUAAUCAGUGAUCCCUGUUCCUCAAACGGCUACCGGGCAACCUGGUCCCAGAAAAAAUGUAGCAUCAUCACCAGUGUCACCUUCCAGAACUGUCAUUCACAGGUUGACCCUGGACCAUACUUUGAUUCUUGUGUGAGAGACUCUUGUGCUUGUGACACCGGUGGGGACUGUGAAUGUCUCUGCACUGCUGUGGCUGCCUAUGCCAAAGCUUGUAAUGAAGCUGGAGCGUGUGUUAAAUGGAGAACUCCAAAAAUGUGCCCUAUUUUCUGUGACUACUAUAAUGCUCCUGAUGGUUGUGAGUGGCACUACAGGCCUUGUGGAGCUGCCUGCAUGAAGACAUGCCGAAAUCCAUCAGGAAACUGUUCGAACCUCAUCACUGCCUGGAAGGUGCAUUAGACAGAUC